GCCAACCGCCCAUUUCUCUCUCUCGUUAUUCCUUUCCCAAGAACAUGAACCGCUACCCUCCUCCGCCUCUCCUCCGCCUCCCUGCCGCCUCCUUCUUACUCCUCUUCCUUCUCCACUCCGUCCGAACUCAGAUUGUUACUGGCGCUGAUGGAAUCUACUCCGCCGCCUUCCCCUACUUCGACAUCAACGACGACCGUACCGAUCUCCAGCUAUUCGAUGCCGACAUCAACGGAAGGGUCAUCCAGCUCACCCCUAAUUCCAUAAACGUUCCCCAAAAUUUCAUGAUAAACAAAUCCGGUCGAGCCUUCCUCAACAGGCCCUUCACACUUUGGCAGCUGAACUCCUCUUCCACCUCCGACGCCACAGCCAAGCGCAUCGCCUCCUUCAACACCACAUUCAAAAUACAAGUCUUGCACGGGAACAACACCGCUCCUGGCGAGGGCUUGUCCUUCCUUCUCUCCUCCCACCUCGAAUCGGCGCCGCCGGGGAGCUACGGUGGCUUCCUCGGCCUCACCAAUGACACCCUCAACGGGAACCCUGACAACCACUUCGUCGCCAUCGAGUUCGACACCGUCAGGCAGGCCUAUUUGGGUGACCCCGACGACAACCACGUUGGCCUCGACAUCAACGGUGUUAUCUCCAGGAACACGUCCUCUCUGAAUUUUUCGAUCGCGUCCACUACCGCUGUCAACCACACCGUCUGGAUCGAUUACGAUGGUGCGGCGCGCUAUUUGAGGGUUUACAUGGUGGUCGGCGACGAUCCGAAGCCGAACUCCACGGUCCUGGAAACGGCGAUCGAUCUGAGCGUUUAUUUGGAGCAGACGUUCUACUUCGGGUUUGCCGCCUCCACGGGGAUAACCUACCAGGUCAAUCGCUUGCUGGCAUGGAAUCUGACCGUGGUGACCUUCCCUGAGGGCAAAAAACGCAUGUCGGCGUGGAAGAUUGGCGCGAUCGCCGGUGGGGUGUUUGUGGCCGUGGUGUUGGCGCUCGGGGCCGGUCUGUGGGCGCGGCUGCUGGCCAGGAGGAAGAUGGAGAGGGAUGCAUCCGCCAAUAGCAGCAGCGCGCUGGUACUAGAGACGCUGAAGAGCCUACCGGGGACGCCGAGGGAGUUCGAGUUCAAGGACCUCUACAAGGCGACCAACAGUUUCGACGAGAAGUUGAAGCUGGGAAAAGGGGGCUUCGGCGAGGUGUACCGGGGAGUGCUGCCUGGGGAGAACAAACAGGUGGCCGUGAAGCGAUUCUCCCGAGGCGCCACCAGCGCUCCCCACGAUUUCCUCAAGGAACUCAUCAUCAUCAACCGCCUUCGCCACAGGCAUCUCGUCCCCCUCGUCGGAUGGUGCCACACAAACAAUGUGCUGUUACUGGUGUACGAGUACAUGCCGAACGGCAGCCUGGACCACCACCUGUUCGAGGGCCCCAGCGGCAAGCCGACGACGACUCUGAGCUGGGAGCGUCGAUACAACGUGAUCGCCGGCGUCGCCUCCGCCCUCCACUACCUGCACAACGAGUACGAGCAGACGGUGGUGCACCGCGACCUCAAGGCCUCCAACAUCAUGCUCGACGCUAACUUCAACGCUCGCCUCGGGGACUUCGGCCUGGCCCGCGCGCUCGAAACCGACAAGACCUCCUACGCCGAGCAGGAGAUGCCCGGCGUCCCCGGCACCAUGGGCUACAUCGCGCCGGAGUGCUUCCACACCGGCAAGGCCACCCGGGAGUCGGACGUUUUCGGCUUCGGCGCCGUGGUGCUGGAGGUCGUCUGCGGCCGCCGCCCCCGGAGCGACAUCGACGGAUUCCAUUUCCUAUGCGACUGGGUGUGGAAGCUCUACCGGGAAGGACGCAUCCUGGAGGCCGUCGACCCUCGCCUGGAGGAGGACUACGACCCCGAGGACGCUCGCCGGCUGCUCCUCCUCGCCCUGGCCUGCAGCCACCCCAUUCCAUCGGAGCGGCCGAAGAUGGAGCUAUCCGUGCAGAUAAUUUCCCGCGCAAUGGCUCCGCCGGUGGUCCCGCACUUCAAGCCGGCCUUCAUGUGGCCAGCCGCCCCUGCCGUGGUGGAAAGUUCGAGCCGGUCGACCACCGUGUCGGUCGGGACGUCGUCGCGCGAAGCAUCAUCCAUGGAGUCGACCCUACGGCCCUUCGACCGAGUGUGACACGUGGUACCCAAAUGACGCCCUCCCGUCCAGCGGAAUCGGCCGUCUCUUCGGAGUGUAAAUACCGAGAGGGGCGGAAGGAGGAAACGUGAACACAGCACGACAAGUUGGUGGAACCAUAGCCACGUGGUCAUCUGGCCGAUGGUUGGAGCUUCAUGCCACCUUCUCUUAUUUGUUCGUUAUUUGUUUUAUUAUUUAUUUUUCGUACAAAGGGAUUCAUCAUUAUUCCCUUUUGUUCUUAUUUUUUAAUUUUUAAUACUAUUUUGUAUAAAAAAUUAUUUUAUAUU
Messenger RNA from Zingiber officinale, 2434 nucleotides. RefSeq names its product probable L-type lectin-domain containing receptor kinase S.5. Gene Ontology annotation, molecular function: ATP binding; carbohydrate binding; protein kinase activity. The transcript is spliced from 2 exons. Gene Ontology annotation, cellular component: plasma membrane. The record is from RefSeq and is a predicted model, not a curated record. The coding region runs from base 45 to 2147 and encodes 700 amino acids. Gene Ontology annotation, biological process: protein phosphorylation. NCBI's taxonomy places the organism in Eukaryota, Viridiplantae, Streptophyta, Magnoliopsida, Zingiberales, Zingiberaceae.